CUACAAAUCCCCACAUUGAAAUACGGAUACCCAAUAUUUGGGCGCCAAACAAGGCUUCAAUAAAAUUACAGUUACAAAACUUGAACACAAUAAUCCCCAAGAGAGAUAGAGAAAAGACACAAAACCUUAAUCCACACGCUAAAAAAACCCAGGGAGGAGAGAGAGAGUGGCAUCUUUAGAGACAGAGCGAACUGAAGAAGAUCAAAGGGCGAAAAAAUGGCGCAAGCACAACCACCUGGGGAAAAAAUCCAAGACGUCCCAGAAAUGGAGGUGAAAGAAAACCCAAGAAGUCCAUCGUUCAAAUUCAAUGCACAGGCACCUGAAUUUGUGCCAAGAUCACAUGCCCAGAUGCCAAUUUCUGGUUAUUUCUAUCCCUACUUUCACUUUCUUGGUGACACUACUUCCCCUGAUUGGUUUUACGUUGAGGACCAAGAAUUGCCUCCGUACUUGAUCUCCAAUAAUCCCAAUAUCGAUCCGCUUUCCAAUCGGUCCAAGAAUGCGAUCCCGGAUGAUCUUCAACAGAAGAUCAUCAAGCAGGUGGAGUACCAGUUCAGUGACAUGAGCCUGCUGGCAAAUGAAUCCUUAUCAAAACACAUAAGUAAAGAUCCCGAAGGCUUUGUUCCAAUAUCUGUUGUUGCCUCCACCAAAAAAAUGAAGUCACUUAUUAGUAACAACCAUAUUCUCGCCCAAGCGCUCCGGUCUUCUUCAAAGCUGGUUGUAAACGAGGAUGGCAAGAAGGUUCGACGUAAGCAUCCUUUUACUGAAAAGGACAAAGAGGAAUUGCAGUCUCGCACGGUUGUGGCAGAGAAUUUGCCUGAAGAUCACUCUCAUCAAAACCUAGAGAAGAUAUUCAGUGUGGUUGGAAGCGUGAAAACCAUCCGAAUAUGCCAUCCCCACGAAUCCAAUUCUUCUCGCUCAAAAGGCGAUUUCAUUAUCAGCAACAAGCUUCAUGCACUUGUGGAGUAUGAAACAACAGACAUAACAGAGAGAGCGGUUGAAAAGUUGAGUGAUGAAAGGAACUGGAGAAAAGGUCUCCGAGUAAGGAUGCUGCUCAGACGCUCGCCAAAGUCGGUUUUGAAGAACAGAAAGUCUGAUUUCGAUGGCAUUUUAGAGGAUGAAGAGCCAUUAUAUGAUUGUGCAGAAGAAACUUCUCACCCAAGCAACCUUGAAUUGGUCAUUGAUAGUCCUAAUGGUGAAGAAAAUUCAGCGGGGUCCAAGAAAGGAUGGGCGUGGGGGCGCAGUAAGGGCCGAGGACGCGGGCAGAGCCAGAGUAGUCGUGGCCUGAUUGCCCCGUCUCCGCUAUCAAGCAGCACCAUCCAGUGUGAGUCAUCUGCAAAACAGAAUUCCAAGGGCCCAAGAAUGCCAGAUGGUACUAGGGGUUUCACCAUGGGAAGAGGCAAGCCAGUAAGCGCCACGAAUUCGCCGUAGGAGAGUGAGUGAUUUUGAUGGUGGCUCAAUUUUGCUGAAGGUCUACUUAGUUACUAGAAGAAUACGCAUAUGGCUCUCUGCCUACCCUAAUUAAGGAGUCUUGAGAAGAAGGGGGAUUUUGGUUAUGUUCGUGAAAUGGGUAAUUUGAUUAUGGAUUUUAAUUGAGGUGUAUAAUAUGGUAAACACAAUUUUGGGAUGGCAUUAGCUCUUGGCAGUGAUCAUUUAGUGAUCACAUUUUUUGUUUUUUGUUUUUUGUUUUUCCUAUAGAGGUACUUUGCUUUUGGGAUGGAAUUUAAUUCUCUUUUGUAAAAUUCUAUUUGAAUAAUGAAGUUGAUGGAUGAACUCUC
This is a messenger RNA of Malus domestica (apple), 1775 nucleotides long. RefSeq names its product la-related protein 6C-like. Gene Ontology annotation, biological process: RNA processing. Gene Ontology annotation, molecular function: mRNA binding. NCBI's taxonomy places the organism in Eukaryota, Viridiplantae, Streptophyta, Magnoliopsida, Rosales, Rosaceae. The record is from RefSeq and is a predicted model, not a curated record. Gene Ontology annotation, cellular component: nucleus.